AUGCCUUGCGAAGACAGCACACCUUGCCAAGACAAGCACCUCACCAAAACAUCACACCUUGCCAAGACAGCACGCCUUGUCAAAACAUCACACCUUGCCAAGACAUCAUGCCUUGCCAAGAAGGCACGCCUUGCCAAGAGAGCACGCCUUGCCAAGACAGCACGCCUUGCAAAGACUGCACGCCUUGCCAUGACAGCACGCCUCGCCAAGACAAGACACCAAGACAGCACACCUUGCAAAGACAGCAUGCCUUGCCAAGACAGCACGCAUUGCCAAGACAGCACGCCUUGUAAAGAGAGCACACAUUGCCAAGACAGCAUGCCUUGCCAAGAGAGCACGCCUUGCCAAGACAGCAUGCCUUGCCAAGACAGCACUCCUUGCCAAGACACCACACCAUCCGAAGCAGUAUGCCUUGCCAAGACAACACGCCUUGCCAAGACAGCACCCCUUGUCAAUACAGCACACCUUGUCAAGACAGCACAACAUGCCAAGAGAGCAAGCCUUGCGAAAGCACAUCUUGCAAAGGCAGCACACCUUGCCAAGACAGCACGCUUUGUCAAGACAGCACACCUUGCCAAGACAGUAUACCUUGAGAAGACAGCAUGCUAUGCCAAGACAGCACACCUUGCCAAGACAGCACAUCUUGCCAAGACAGCACCCCUUGCAAAGACAGUAUGCCUUGCCAAGACGGCAUGCCUUGCCAAGACACCACGCCUUGUCAAGACACUAUGCCUUGCAAAGACAGUACGCUUUGCCAAGACGGCACGCCUUGCCAAGACAGCACGCCUUGUCAAGACAGUAUGCCUUGUCAAGACAGCAUGCCUUGCCAAGACAGCAUGCCUUGCCAAGGGAGCACGCCUUGCAAUGACAGCACAGCUCGCCAAGACAGGAGACCAAGACAGCGUGACUUGCCAAGUGAGCACGCCUUGCAACGACAGCAUGCCUUGCCAAAGAAACACACCUUGCCAAGACAGCAAACCUUGCCAAGACAGCACGCCUUGCCAGGACAGCACGCCUUGCCAAGACAGCACGCCUCGCCAAGACAAGACACCAAGACAGCACACCUCCCCAAUACAGCAAGCCUGGCCAAGAAAGAACUCCUUGACAAGACAGAACGACUUGACUAAACUGCACGUCUGUCCAA
This is a messenger RNA of Schistocerca gregaria, 1144 nucleotides long. RefSeq lists its product as uncharacterized. The transcript has 2 exons. Lineage: Eukaryota; Metazoa; Arthropoda; Insecta; Orthoptera; Acrididae. The annotation marks the transcript as partial. The record is from RefSeq and is a predicted model, not a curated record.